CUACAGCAUGGAACAUUCCCUCCUGUUUAUCCGAAUAGGAUGACCAAACAAAGGGAAGCAACAAAGCAAAACAAAACCAAAUAAGGAAAAAUAAAAAGAAGUAAAAUUGUAAAGGUGAAUGUAAAGGUGAACUAUUUCUUUAUGUUUAACAACGGCAAAGGUAUACGGGCUUUUAUUUUGAUAGCGUCAUAGCAACCGUAGCCAAGUAGGGAGGCGCAACGGGCGCAACACAGAAGAAGCAAACGGAAAUCUAUUAGAAGUAAAGACGGAGCAAAGGAUAGGCUAUUAACGGUUCACGGAGAAGAAGACAAAGAAAGUUUGAAGAAUACUUCUGUCUAGCUUCAGUUGAUAAGGGGAACAAGCUCUUAAGUUGGUUGGUUGAUGAUACGGACGGCUCAAUAAAUCAUCAUUCACCAUCAGUUCCGGCCUUCUCGAUAUUGACUGAAUGCUACAGUAAGAGCUUGACCGCCCCCUCUUGCCGAACGGUGUGGUUUCAAGGUUCAACGGCAGAACCCGCAACGUCCAGCAGAGGGCAGAAGUUGGUCAGGAAUUGAAACGGAUCAAGGCAAAGUAAAAUGGAAGACUUACAGGCUGCAACAGUAAGUCAAACGGCCCCAACUGAACAGAUUACAACUCUGCAAAGGGAAAUUCAAGGCUUGAAGGACUCACUUCAGGAUGAAAGUAAUGCGAGACAGGACAUUAAAGAUUCAAUCAAAUGCAAAGAACAAAUGAUAAGUGAACUUCAAGAUAAAUUUCAAAACACGUCAGAUCUGCCAAGACGCUCUGAAAGAGUUAAAGUCCAAACAGAAAAAAUGAUAUAUCUACGGGAAGAAAUGAUCAAAAAGGAAAAAAGAAUGCUUGUUCUUUAUGAGCAAUGGAAAGCACAGGCUCGUGAAACGAGAGAAAAAUUAAAGGAAGAUAUAACAGUGAAGGAGAUGUCAGAACUUGCUGACAUAAUAGAAGAAAGGAGAGAUGAUAUAUUAAAGUUAUAUUCAGAAAAUAGAACCCAAAUGGCACCAUCAUCUGACGUAAGGAGAAAGAUCGAUGCAUGUGAAGCAAUAACUAAGGAGAUCAUAUGGAUAAUUCUGGAAAGAAUAAGUGGUGUUGAUGGAGAUUUUGAUGCAGAUCGUGAAAAAGCUCGUUUACGUGAACUUUUAGAGCAUGACUACGCCAUUUCCAUAUAUGGAUCAACUGCAGCAUCAAAUCGCAGCCAGCGAUCCUCAGCUUCCCAUCUUACAGCAAAACGAGCUGAAGCAGCAGCAGAACUAGCAGCAAAGGAGGUUGAGAAUGAGGUCGCGCUGGAGGAACAAAGACACCAAGAAAAAAUAAGGGCUCUAGAGAAAGAGCAUAAAAAACAGGUGGCAGUUCAAAAUGCAGAGUUAGAACGCCUGAGAGCACAAAGGGAUGUGAAAGCAGCUCGAGCCAGAUUUGAAGCAUACGACAGGCAUUUACUAAAAGUGGGUGAUGUACAUUCAAUUACAGAUCAAAAGGUGAGCCCAAACAUCACACCUAAACAGCCGUUACCAGCUGUCUCCUUUGGUUCUGUCCAGACAGCCCCCCCUAGUGUUACUGAGUUGGCACCAGCAGUGCAGGAAGCUCCCCCCAGUGUUACCCAGCUAGCACAGGCAGUUCAAGACAGCAUAAGAUUAAACAAACUUCCUACGCCAGAACCAACAGUUUUUAGUGGCGACCCAAUGCAUUUUAUUGAAUGGAAAUCCACAUUUACAUCACUGAUUGAUCAAAAGGGCAUCUCAGCAGCAGAUAAACUGUACUAUUUGAAGAGAUAUGUAACAGGGUCAGCUCGCAAAUGCAUUGAAGGGACUUUCUUUAGGAGUGAUGAAGCCGCAUAUAAGGAUGCUUGGGACAAGUUAAACCAAAGAUACGGCCAGCCCUUUAUUAUACAGAAAUCAUUCCGAGAGAAGCUAUCAAACUGGCCAAAGGUGCAGUCCAGAGAUGCUGAUGGAUUAAGAACUUUUGCGGACUUCCUAAAUGCAUGCAUGCUCGCUAUGCCUCAUGUAAAGGGUUUGCAAAUACUUAACGACUGUGAGGAAAAUCAAAAAUUACUGCACAAACUACCAGACUGGAUAAAUGCAAGAUGGAACAGACAGGUAACAAAGACUUUAAUGGGAGGUGGUGAGUUUCCAAGUUUUAGUGACUUUGCGUCCUUUCUCUCUGUUGAAGCUGAAGUUGCAUGUAACCCAUUCACCUCCAUUCAUGCCCUUCGUUACUCUGAAACUAACAGCGACAAAGGAAACACAAGAGAACGAAAAGCGAACAAAGCAAGUGUUUUUAAGACAAAUUCAACGGAACAAAGUAACACACAGUCAAUAAUAAUAACAUCAAAGGAGUUUUCAUGUUGUCUGUGUCAGAUUGCACAUCCACUCCACAAGUGUCCAGACUUCUUAAAACUGUCUCUAGAAAACAGAAGAAAGUUUGUGAAGGAGAAUAAACUUUGUUAUGGUUGUCUAAAACAAGGUCACAAUGCCAAAGACUGCAAACGCCGCUUCAGUUGUGACACCUGCUCAAAGAGGCAUCCUACCUGUCUUCAUGACGACAAUUAUUGGAACAGCCUACAAAAGGAGACACAUGUGAGUGUAAAUAAUGGAACUCAAGGUAACUCACCUGCAGCAGCGACGGCUAUGUCACUCAAUGUUACCAGACCUGAACACACAAUCAGCACAUCAAUGAUAGUUCCAGUGUGGCUGUCAACUGCUAACAACCCACUCAAAGAAAAACUGGUUUAUGCGCUAUUAGACACGCAGAGUGAUGCUGUCUUCAUUGAUCAGGAUGUAACACAUGAGCUGCAGGCAGAUGUUUGCCCAGUAAAGCUAAAACUGACUACCAUGAUGGGAAAAAAUGCAGUUGUAAGCAGUGAAAGGGUGUCUGAUCUCUUGGUGAGAGGCUAUAACUCAGCCACAGUCAUAAAGCUUCCUACGGCAUAUUCAAAGGACUGCAUCCCUGCUAACAGAGAACACAUACCCACAUGUGAAACAGCCAAACAGUGGAGUCACUUGCUGCCCAUUGCUAAUGAAAUCCCUCCACUUCUCAGUUGUGAGAUAAGUCUCCUCAUAGGUUAUACUUGUCCUAGAGCUCUAGCACCUAAACAAGUAAUCUUAGGAAAAGAUAAUGAACCUUAUGCUCUUCGGACUGAUUUGGGAUGGAGCAUUGUUGGCAACUCAGACCCCGAAGAGAAAACAGACAUGGCAACCAGGCUUUGUCACAGAUGCACCGUUAAAGAGGUUCCUCCUUCCACUCCAGCAGACGCAAUACGUGUAUUGGAAAGAGACUUCAAAGACACUGAAAGAAAUGAAAAGACUGUGUCACAAGAGGAUCUAUUAUUCCUCCAAAAACUUGAGGAAGGCAUAGUACAAACGAAAAAGGGAAAUUAUGAAAUGCCAUUGCCGUUCAGGAAAAGACCACAAAUGCCAACUAACAGACAACUUGCUGAAAGCAGACUAAGUCAACUGAAACGCAAACUCAUGAAGGAUCAAACAUACAAGGAGGAUUACAUGAAAUUCAUGAAUGAAAUGAUCAAAAGAGGUGAUGCAGAAGAAACUGACGAUAGUGGAUCACCUGGUGAGAUAUGGUAUAUACCUCACCACGGUGUUUAUCAUCCAAAGAAACCUGACAGGUUGCGCAUAGUUUUUGACUGUUCAGCUAAACACAAUGGUACCUGCCUUAAUGAUCAUUUACUAAAUGGCCCUGACAUGAUCAACAGUUUAACUGGUGUUUUGGUGCGCUUCAGACAGCAUAAAGUCGCUCUAAUGUGCGACAUUGAAAAAAUAUUCCACCAGUUUCAGGUUAAGGAAGAUGAUCGCAACUAUUUGCGCUUCUUAUGGUGGAAAGAUGGUGACGUUAACAGCCAGCCACAAGCAUACAGGAUGACAGUCCACCUUUUUGGCGCUGCUUCAUCCCCAGGGUGUGCGAACUAUGGACUCAAACAUCUGGUUAAGGAAAACAGAUCUGCAUAUCCUGUAGGCUCACAGUUCAUAACCAGGGACUUCUAUGUAGAUGACGGAGUCACCAGCGUACAAAAAACUGAGGAUGCUAUUCAACUAGUAAAGGAAGCACGUGAGCUGUGUGCAAAGGGUGGAUUAAGGCUGCAUAAGUUUGUAUCCAACAACACUGAUGUUUUAAACAGCAUCCCAACAUCAGAGCUGGCAACAGAUACAAAAACAAAGGACUUGACAUUCAAAGAGACACAAACAGAAAGAGCCCUUGGCAUUUAUUGGAAUGUAGAGAAAGACUGCUUUACGUUCAACAUCAUGCUGAAGGACCAACCCCCAACCAGGCGGGGCAUCCUAUCAGCAGUUGCAGCAAUAUAUGAUCCCCUCGGAUUUUUAGCUCCUUAUGUGCUCAACGGCAAGGGAAUUCUCCAAGAAAUGUGCCGGCAAGGAACAGACUGGGACGACCCAAUACCAGAUCACCUCAGGCCACGGUGGGAGUGCUGGAAAGGAGACCUGCAAAAUUUAAAGAACGUCCAGAUAAACAGAUGUUAUGCUCCUGCAGAAUUUGGAGAAGUGAUCAAAAGAGAAUUACAUCACUUUUCAGAUGCAAGCACCACAGGAUACGGCCAAUGUACCUAUCUUAGACUCACAAACAAAAACAAAGAAGUUCAUUGUGCCUUUGUCAUGGGCAAAGCACGUGUCUCACCCACAAAGGUCACCACUAUACCCAGGUUGGAACUCACCGCAGCCACAGUAUCAGUCACAGUGAGCAACAUGUUAAAGGAGGAGCUGCUCUACGAUGAUGUAGAAGAGUUCUUUUGGACAGAUUCAAAGGUCACUUUAGGGUACAUAAAUAAUGAGGCAAGGCGCUUCCACACGUUUGUUGCGAAUAGAGUGCAGAAAAUACGGAGCCACACCUCACCGCAACAAUGGUUUCAUGUACCUACUGAUGAAAAUCCCGCCGACAUGGCUUCCAGGGGCACUUCUGUAAAGGAACUGCUUUCAUCCAACUGGCUCACCGGCCCUCAGUUUCUGUGGAAAGGAGAAAUACAGCUUCCAACAAGAAAGACUAUCGAGCUCCCAGUAGGAGACCCAGAGGUGAGAAAGGUGCAGACCCUAAACACUCAAGCUGUAAAACAUGCAAGUCUCAGUGACCACCUCACAAAGUUCUCCUCCUGGUCCCGUGCAGUUAGUGCUGUUGCACGUCUCAGACGAUAUCUGCUCAAGGACAAAUCAAAGACACUCACCACUGUAGCUGAAAGGAAAAUAGCUGAAACUGUGAUCAUCAAAGAUUUGCAAGGACAAGUGUAUCACAAUGAAAACUUCAAGUGCUCUGCCUCCACCCGGAACAUUCAUAAAAUAGGACUUGUAUGCACGAAAGCGAUGGCGCCAAGUUCAGUACCUUCUUGAGCAGUUCUGGAGCAGAUGGAGAAAAGAGUACCUUCAGAACUUUAUAGUGAGACAAAAAUGGCACACACCUAAAAGAAACAUGCAAUUGGAGACAUAGUGAUGGACAAAGAUGACAUGCUACCACGCUCUCAAUGGAAACUUGGUCGAAUCGUGGACACUGUGCAGGACACUGAUGGACUUGUCAGAAAGGUCAAAAUAGCCUCUGCAGACAAAAAUCUAAACAACAAGGGCCAACGUGUCAGCAAAAUGUCUGUGGUAGAACGCCCUGUUCAUAAGUUGGUCUUGUUGUUAGAAGACUGUAAUGUUUGAAUCUACAGUGCUUUAAAGUGUUGGAAAAUGUUUUAUUUAUUUAUUUUUUGUUUUUGAAUUUUAUACAAAGUGUCCGUUAAACUACUGUUAUUGUUAUGGAAAAAUUAUAUGUGUUUAUAUGUUCAAUAGUAAAUAAUUUGGUGGGAGUGUAAAGGUGAAUGUAAAGGUGAACUAUUUCUUUAUGUUUAACAACGGCAAAGGUAUACGGGCUUUUAUUUUGAUAGCGUCAUAGCAACCGUAGCCAAGUAGGGAGGCGCAACGGGCGCAACACAGAAGAAGCAAACGGAAAUCUAUUAGAAGUAAAGACGGAGCAAUUAACGGUUCACGGAGAAGAAGACAAAGAAAGUUUGAAGAAUACUUCUGUCUAGCUUCAGUUGAUAAGGGGAACAAGGUUUGUAACUAUAAUUCAGAAUGUUGUUAUGAAAACGGAACGUGUCUAUAUGAUUGUAUUAAUUGUGAAAACGACUACCAAUGUAAUCAGUUACGCAUUAUGGUUUAUUUUAUGAUUUAUUUAUUUUUUGUUUAUGCCUAGCUCUUAAGUUGGUUGGUUGAUGAUACGGACGGCUCAAUAAAUUAUCAUUCACCAUCAGUUCCGGCCUUCUCGAUAUUGACUGAAUGCUACAAAAAUAAUAAGGAAUGUUAUCCACUUCCAUAACUUGUCAGCACUAACUAUGAAAGCUACAUCAAUCACAAAUCAAGUAAUAGAAAAGGGGUAAACUAGGAAAGAUAAUCAUCUCAUUAGUCAUAAGGGCCAACAGGUUACAAAUGAAUUAACUCAAGACAAAAAUGAUAAGCAUCAAAACAAGAAAAAUAAUAAGUAAAGUAAUGAACACAAUGAUCUGAUAUAAAAGGUUCAGAAUCAACACUGUCAUGGUCUGCGUCUCCCCUCAUGUGUCUCCUUGUGUUCUCCAUCCCUCUCUAGGUUCUCCUUUUGUGUCUCCUAGCGCCCUCAUGUGUCCUUUGUCUGCAUCUCAUUUAUGUGUCUCUUUGUGUUCUUCAUAUGUCUCCUGUUUGCAGCCCUCCAGAUCAUUCCUCCCAGAUCCUGUCUUCCUUCAGUCAUCCCCAGCCCCUCCAGGUGUCCCUUCACGUUCUGUGUCCUUGCAGCUCCAGCCCUUUUUGUCCCCAGCUCCCUCCUGGUUUUCUUCAUGUCUCUUGGUCUCCCCACCAUAGUUUCUAUAAGUCUUU
This is a messenger RNA of Nothobranchius furzeri (turquoise killifish), 6851 nucleotides long. Its product is annotated as cingulin-like. The record is from RefSeq and is a predicted model, not a curated record. NCBI's taxonomy places the organism in Eukaryota, Metazoa, Chordata, Actinopteri, Cyprinodontiformes, Nothobranchiidae.